AUGUUUCGUCUUUCGAAUUAUCUUCGUCUCUCUGUGUUAACAGUCCUCUUUUCAUUUGCGUUCGAUUUCUUCUUUCUUUCUUUCUUUCUUUUUUUUUCUUCAUAUUUCUGUUAUGUUUGCCUACACUUUCUUAAUGUCAUUCACACUCACUCUCUUUCAAUUAAUUUUGCCUUUCUCGCUUUCUUUCUUUCUUUCUUCUUUCUUUCUUUCUUUCUUUCUUUUUUUCUUUCUUUCUUUCUUUCUUUUUUCUUUCUUUCUUCUUUCUUUCUUUCUUUCUUUCUUCUUUUUUUCUUUUUUCUUUCUUUCUUUCUUUCUUUCUUUCUUUCUUUCUUUCUCACACGAACGCGCAAAAACUCUUUCAGAAUUUCUUUUUCUUUCUUUCCUUCUGUCUUUCACAUUUUUCAUACAGUUUCUUUUACUUUCCUUCUAUUUUCCCUCAGAAACCUUCAUUUCCUUAUAAACAUUCACAAUUUUUCUUUAUUUAUGUUUUUCAAACUCAUGCUUUCUUUAUUCUUUCUGUUUUUCACAUACAUUCACACACUUUCUAACAAACGCUGUUUCUUUCUUUGCUUCUCUUUUUCAGACGUGCACUCUUUGACUUCACCUUUUACACCUAUGCAUACUCUUUCUUUCUUUCUUUCUUUCUUUCUUUCUUUCUCUCUCUUUUCUUCUUCCUAUCGCUCACUAUCAUUUUCUUUAACAUUGUGUUUUUUUUCAUUUCUCUGUCUUUCCAUUUCUCAACCGUGCGCUCCGUUUUACUUCUUUUACAACGUUCAGUUUCAACAUUUUCAAUAUCUCUCAUUAUCUUACCUUUUUUUUCCAUGCCUUGUGCCAAACACUUUCUUUCUGUUUCUCUGUCUCCCUGUCACAAAAGUAGGCAUUUUUCUUUUCUCUUUCCUUCUUCCUUGUGAGUACUCGAAGCUAUUAUUGAAUUUUCUUUCGCCAGAGAAAGGUAAUGUGAGCCAUUUUUAUACGAAUAUUGAGUUACUGAACCUGCGCCGAAAGUCACAAGUUCAGUAA
Acanthosepion pharaonis is the source of this 1020-nucleotide messenger RNA. The record is from the annotation of a GenBank genome assembly. NCBI's taxonomy places the organism in Eukaryota, Metazoa, Mollusca, Cephalopoda, Sepiida, Sepiidae.